AUGGCCGCGGCCGUCGAGGCGACGACGCGGCCGCCGCGCGGCGGGCGCGGCGGGAAGCACCGCCAGAAGGCGAAGCUGAACCAGAGCCUGCAGCAGCUGGCCGGCGCGGCGGACGCGGCGGCGGCGCAGGCGUACGUGGACGCGUGCCUCAACGUUUACAAGAAGCAGCACCAGGGGGACGCCGCGAGCCUCGAGCUGCUCACCAGGCAUUUGGCGUACCUCAUAGGGGGCGUGGUUCGGUUCAAGCUCGAGGGACUGAUCCCCUGGUCGGCCCUGCCGGUGCCCGCGCCCUCAGAGUUGGCGGACAAGAGCCGCACCCCCACCUACAAGGCCUGGCUCUGCCGCCUCGGGGUCGUGACGCCAGAGGCGUUCGCGGACGGCGGCGACCCGGGCACGCCCAUCCCCGGCUCGCCCUGCGGCGGCGCGCCCGCCGGGUACGGGCUGCUGGCAUGA
Messenger RNA from Monoraphidium neglectum, 453 nucleotides. RefSeq lists its product as hypothetical. The transcript has 2 exons. The record is from RefSeq and is a predicted model, not a curated record. Lineage: Eukaryota; Viridiplantae; Chlorophyta; Chlorophyceae; Sphaeropleales; Selenastraceae. Bases 1 to 453 code for a protein of 150 amino acids.